AUGAAGUUCUCAUUCACUGCCGCUGCUCUUUUGGCAGUUUCGCCUUUGACUGAGGCUACCAAGCCGCCUGUCACUGCCAAGAAGCUCCAAAAGCUCAUCACCGAGAAAGGGUUGAUGAAGAACUUGGAAACGCUCAACAAGAUCGCCUAUGCUAAUGGUGGAAACCGUGCCUUUGGUCUUCCCGGUUACGCCGCCUCAGUAGACUUCAUCUACAAGGAAAUCUCCAAGCUCAAGGGCUUCAAGACAUGGAAGCAGGAUUUCCCUGCAAACUUCACCCAAACUCUAGCCGCUGAGGUCACCGUCGACGACGAGACUUUCAGAACGGUCGCUUUGACCUACACACCCAGCACUUCUGAGGAGGGUGUCACUGCUGAACUUAUCCACGCCCCCGAGGGUGAGGAUGCAUGUGAUGUUGCCAACUACGAGGGCCUGGAUGUGAAGGGAAAGAUCGUUCUCGUUGAACGCGGUCUUUGUCCUGACCAGACCACAUUUGCUGGCAAAGUCAAGCCCGCCGCUGCUGCCGGUGCGGCCGUCGUUGUCAUCUACAACUCUGACGAGGCCAAGCUGACUGCAGGUACUCUGUCUGCUAUUAGCCCGGAUUACGUUCCCACAGCUCUCAUCGACCAGGCGCCUGGCAAAGCUCUCAAGGCUAAGCUCGAAGCUGGAGAAACGAUCGAAGCCUUUGCGAAGAUCAUUCAGACUAUCGAAACACGAAUCACACAGAACGUUUUUGCUGAGACCAAGGCUGGUGAUGGCGAGAAUGUCGUCAUGCUCGGUGCUCAUCUCGACUCUGUCCAGGCUGGACCCGGUAUCAAUGAUGAUGGUUCCGGAACAACACUCAUUCUUGAGACUGCCAAAGCUCUGCAGCACUUCUCUACCAACCUCAAGGUUCGCUUUGGUUGGUGGGGUGCAGAGGAGAACGGUCUAGUUGGCUCUCGCUACUACGUCAACAACAUGAAGAAGGAUGAGGUUGACAACCUCCUGGCUUACGUCAACUUUGAUAUGGUCUCUCGCGGUUUCUUCGGUGUCUUUGACGGUACAGGUGAAAAGGCAGGCCCAGGCGGACCUCCAGGUUCUGAUGUUAUCGAAAAUCUCUUCCGCGAGUACUUCGAGGCUGAGGAUAUCGAGGUCACACCCGUCGGUCUUACAGGCGGAACCGACUACGUUGCUUUCCGCGAGGUUAUCAAGAAGCCCGUUGGAGGUCUAUUCACUGGUACUGGUCUCGAGCAAGAUGCAUGCUACCACCAGGCCUGCGAUAACAUCACCAACCCCGUUCCUGAGACACUUCACACCAAUGCCCAUGCUGCCGCACAUGUUCUCAGCAAGCUUGCCAUCGAUGGUGUGGAGCUUCUCUCCAAGCCUCCGGCUAACACCACGGUGGGAUUUAUCAAGAGGGUUAGAGAUGAGGCUUCGUUGCAUUUCCACGAAGUCAAUAAUGCGGAGGAGUCACAAUAUUAA
Fusarium graminearum PH-1 is the source of this 1458-nucleotide messenger RNA. RefSeq lists its product as uncharacterized. Gene Ontology annotation, molecular function: metalloexopeptidase activity. The transcript is spliced from 3 exons. NCBI's taxonomy places the organism in Eukaryota, Fungi, Ascomycota, Sordariomycetes, Hypocreales, Nectriaceae. The record is from RefSeq and is a predicted model, not a curated record. Bases 1 to 1458 code for a protein of 485 amino acids. Gene Ontology annotation, biological process: proteolysis.